AUGGCUCCGUGGUAUAAGGAGAACACGACCGUCAAUUGCUUCGGGGCUACACUCAACCUCGGCGAUCUCACCGCGCUGCCAUUGGUCGUCGGAUAUGCGCUCUGCUCAAGUCUCCUCGCAAUCAUCAACAAAUACGCCAUUGAUGUCUUUCCCUUCCCGAGCCUCCUAACGGCUCUCCAAUACCUCACAUGUGUCGUCGCUGUCUUCGGUUUGGGUCAAAUGAAGGCUCUGGAGCACGACCAGAUCCAAUGGAGCAUGGUCAAGAAAUUCCUUCCCGCUGCUUUCGUCUUCUACAUGGCAAUCUUCACCAACACCACGCUUCUUAAAUACGCCAACGUGGACACAUUCAUCGUGUUCCGGUCGUCUACACCGCUUCUCGUCGCCGUCGCCGAUUAUCUCUUCAGGAAGCAGCCAUGGCCGGGGCCAUACACCUUCGGAGCUCUUUUCGUGAUUCUCGCCGGCGCUGUUGGUUACGUGGUUACAGACAGCCAGUUCACCGUUCGCGCGUACACCUGGGCUUUCGCUUACCUCUUCACAAUCACACUCGAAAUGGUGUACAUCAAGCAUAUCGUGAGCAGUCUCGGUCUGAACACCUGGGGUUUCGUCCUGUACAACAAUUUCCUCUCCCUUCUCAUGGCUCCUCUCUUCUGGAUGAUCACUGGCGAGUUUCAAGAUACGAUGAUCGCUACCACCGCUAUGGCCGACUGGAAAUUCGGUGUUGUAUUCCCCGUGCUGCUGUCCUGCGCGUUCGGACUCGCUAUAAGCUUCUUCGGAUUCGCCUGCAGAAAGGCGAUCUCAGCAACUGCUUUCACUGUGCUCGGAGUUACCAACAAGCUUCUGACCGUUGUCAUCAACGUGAUGAUCUGGGACAAGCACGCAUCCUCGUUUGGAGUCCUCUGCCUUCUCGUUACAAUCAUCGGAGGAGUGAUGUACCAGCAAUCGACUGUGAAGCAGAACUUCCGGGCCGCUCCGGCUUCUACGGACGAGGAGGAGGCGAAACCCUUGACUCCCGCGAAUGAAGUGGACGACGGCCAAGACGCUGAGCUAAAGCCCCUGAACGCCAAGUGA
Messenger RNA from Closterium sp. Yama58-4, 1068 nucleotides. Lineage: Eukaryota; Viridiplantae; Streptophyta; Zygnematophyceae; Desmidiales; Closteriaceae. The record is from the annotation of a GenBank genome assembly.